Messenger RNA from Cicer arietinum (chickpea), 1314 nucleotides. RefSeq names its product fructokinase-2. Gene Ontology annotation, molecular function: fructokinase activity. The record is from RefSeq and is a predicted model, not a curated record. Lineage: Eukaryota; Viridiplantae; Streptophyta; Magnoliopsida; Fabales; Fabaceae. Gene Ontology annotation, cellular component: cytosol. Gene Ontology annotation, biological process: fructose metabolic process.
CCCCACCUAAUCACCUCUCUACUCUCUCUUCUUCUUCUUCAGUAAAAAAAAAGUCUCUCUUCUCUCAACACAGAACAACAAAUCCAUGGCUUCCAACACUCCCAUCCCCUCCACCGGCGAAGGUCUCAUCGUCAGUUUCGGCGAGAUGCUAAUCGACUUCGUCCCCACCGUAUCCGGCGUCUCCCUCGCCGAAGCUCCUGGCUUCCUCAAAGCUCCCGGCGGCGCUCCCGCUAAUGUCGCGAUCGCCGUCUCUAGACUCGGUGGUAAAGCCGCCUUCGUCGGCAAGCUCGGCGAUGAUGAGUUCGGACACAUGCUCGCCGGGAUCUUGAAGGAGAACAACGUCAGAGCCGACGGGAUUAACUUUGACAAAGGUGCUCGUACAGCACUCGCUUUCGUCACCCUACGCGCCGACGGAGAGCGUGAGUUCAUGUUCUACAGAAAUCCCAGCGCCGAUAUGCUUCUCACUCCUGAAGAUCUCAAUCUCGAACUCAUCAGAUCUGCAAAAGUAUUCCAUUAUGGAUCCAUAAGCUUGAUUGUGGAGCCAUGCAGAUCAGCACAUCUGAAGGCAAUGGAAGUUGCGAAGGAUGCAGGGUGCUUACUCUCUUAUGAUCCAAACCUCCGGUUACCUUUGUGGCCAUCACCAGAGGAAGCCCGUAACCAAAUACUCAGUAUAUGGGACAAGGCUGAUUUGAUCAAGGUCAGUGAUGUUGAGCUGGAAUUUCUAACUGGGAGUGAUAAAAUUGAUGAUGCUUCUGCUCUCUCCUUGUGGCACCCCAAUUUGAAGUUGCUCCUUGUCACUCUUGGUGAAAAUGGUUCCAGAUACUAUACCAAGAAUUUCCAUGGAUCAGUAGAUGCUUUCCAUGUCAACACUGUUGAUACAACUGGAGCUGGUGAUUCCUUCGUUGGAGCUCUGUUGGGCAAGAUUGUUGAUGAUCAAUCCAUACUAGAAGAUGAAGCAAGGUUAAGGGAAGUACUCAAAUUUGCAAAUGCAUGUGGAGCAAUUACAACUACUAAAAAGGGAGCAAUUCCUGCUCUUCCCACAGAGGCUGAUGUUCUCAGCCUGAUCAAAGGGGAAUAGAAAUUUAGUACAACUAAAUCGUUUGGUUUUCUUUUUAUAUAUAUUUUUUUACCUUUACAAUUUUCCGAUGGAGUUGCUCCCGAUCAAUUUAAGAUGUUUUGUAUGUCUUGGUUUUCUUUGUAAUUUGCUUUAUUUUAUUUUAUUUCCUUUCUGCAUCAACGUUAAGAUCAUAUGAUUUCGCAUGUUUUCUUUCAAUUUUGAAAGCAGUGGAUGAAUAAAAAUUUGAGUUCACAUCA